Molecule: messenger RNA, 896 nt
Organism: Trifolium pratense (red clover)
Lineage: Eukaryota; Viridiplantae; Streptophyta; Magnoliopsida; Fabales; Fabaceae
Exons: 1
Coding region: 193-699 (168 amino acids)
Source: RefSeq, a predicted model, not a curated record
CUUUUUAUUAACAACAAAAAUAAAUAAAAGCUUCAUUGAUAACUCUUUAUAAAAGCAAGACAAAUUAACGUGUGUCAUUGUAGAACCAUAUAACAACGUAGGAGAAAGAAGAAAAAAAAACAUUGAUCAUAGUCAACUAUAAACAUAGAUACUAUAUAUUAGAAGUGAUCACAAAUCACAACAAGCAUCAACAUGGAGAACAAUAAGAAUAAUUACUUUGCAAGAAGAAACCACUUCUUUCUUUCAGUUUCUAACGAUAGAGACUCUUCUUUAUCAUUAACAACGGAUUCAGAUUCCGUGUUUGAAUUCGAGGAAUCGGACAUUUACACUUCCAAUCAUGCUAACUCGACCGAGUUUCACAAAUCCAUUCAUGGCUCUCGCUCGGUCAAGAAGCAGCCUUCAUCAAAGGUAAAGGACGCUGGAGCUUAUGUUGGAGGAGCUCCAGCGUCCAUGCCAGUAAACAUCCCUGAUUGGUCGAAGAUCCUCGGGGAUGAGUACACAAAUAAUUACAUGAAGAAAAAUGGUAUGGAAGAGGAUGAAGACGAGGAUGAGGACGAUGGAUGGUUACCACCGCACGAGUUUUUGGCGAGGACAAGGGUGGCUUCGUUCUCGGUACAUGAGGGUAUUGGAAGGACUCUUAAGGGAAGAGAUCUAAGCAGACUUAGAAAUGAAAUUUGGGCAAAAACUGGGUUCCAAUAAUUUAACUACAUUUUUUUUUGUUACAUUUGUUUUGUUUUUCUCUUAUUUGUACUACAUGUGUUUUUUUGUUUUGAUUUCGGUGAUUGUACUUUACAGUAUGUGUUUAUAAUUGAGUGAAAUAUAGUAAUUUUUCUUUUUUGGUAUGAGAUGAUCAUGUAUGAGGUUUCAAUCAUUAAUUUGAAAGGCUAUGUUCUCUU